AUGAAGUUUGGAGCAUGGUGUAUGAUUGGCAUACUAGUAGCGUUGGCAAUUCUAGUCCCAGAGGGAUGGGCUCAGGAAGAAUCGUGUGUUAACCAGCUUAUCCCUUGCCUGAACUAUCUUAACGGGAUGGGUGAGCCACCAGAUAAUUGUUGCAAUCCUCUGAAAUCGGUGAUAAAGUCGAACCCUGAAUGUUUGUGCAGUAUGAUAAGCAUCAAAGGCACCAAUGAAGCUGAGAAGGCAGGCAUCAAUGUUACUGAGGCCCAGCAGUUGCCUGGCAGAUGCGGACAACAUGUUAACCCCAUCUCCUGCCUCACGGUCACAGGUUCGCCUGAUUCCAAAAACUCGGUUCCACAUUCAGAAAGCUUCUCAUUGUCAUCUCCAAACAUGAGAAUAUCUGCCGCUGUAUCAAUCAUUAUUCAGGUCCUGUUUCAGGUUGUUGAUAUUUGA
Molecule: messenger RNA, 447 nt
Organism: Cornus florida
Lineage: Eukaryota; Viridiplantae; Streptophyta; Magnoliopsida; Cornales; Cornaceae
Product: non-specific lipid transfer protein GPI-anchored 30
Exons: 2
Coding region: 1-447 (148 amino acids)
Biological process (GO): lipid transport
Molecular function (GO): lipid binding
Source: RefSeq, a predicted model, not a curated record